CUUUUGAUCACUUCAGUGCACGAUCGCUGAAUUAAAGUAUUCAUUUCUUUCAAAUUUCUUUCAACAGUAGAAUACAUAUUUACAGUAUCAGUAUUCAGUGCUUGGUGUUGAUCUGAUUCUCUAUAGUACAUGUCAAAAUGUAGCCUUUUCAAUACAAACACAACAAGAGAGAAAGAAAAAUAGAAUGUGUUGGAUUCUAUGUAAAACAAAAGUAAAUUUGAUGUUUUUCUUUGCAGGGAUCUAUGUAUGUUUAGGGAUUUUAUCCACUCUCACUCUGGUAUGUCUGUUCUUGGUUAUUAAGAGGAGGAGGACAAAACAUUUUAAUGAAGAAAUUCAAAAACGUAAUGGAGCAGUUCGGGAAAGUCUGUCCAUAAAGGGCAUCAAGGGAUAUGAACAGUCCGUCUCAUACAACAUAAUCAAAGAAAGCGAUAAUAGCGAUCACUUGACUGGAUCGGCGUAUCUGUUAGCUCCUGAGAUCCAGGGUGCACCUUUGAAAACUGUGCUGAACAACCUGGAUGUUCUGGAGGAGCUUGUGCUGGUUUUAGACCCGGACAUCUCUGGUGCAAAAAAUACACGUCACAUUGCCGCCCAGUGCUCUUUUUCCUUUGCCUGGAUCAAUUAUGCAUAUUCCAUGAAGGACCACAAAAGUCCCCUUGUCACCGUUUUGGAGGGUGUCGUCACCAAGAACCCAGAAUGGACCGUCGGCCACCUUGCUAAGCUGUUAACCGCUAUCGGUCGCAACGAUGCCGUGGAGAUUUUGGCAAAGCUCCCAGCUGGUGUCGAAGAAUAACUAAUGUGGUAUUGGAAGAAAACAACGCAGUAUUAAACUUCUCUAUAUAGUGUUGUUCAA
Molecule: messenger RNA, 850 nt
Organism: Rhinichthys klamathensis goyatoka
Lineage: Eukaryota; Metazoa; Chordata; Actinopteri; Cypriniformes; Leuciscidae
Gene: igflr1
Product: IGF-like family receptor 1
Exons: 3
Coding region: 185-790 (201 amino acids)
Source: RefSeq, a predicted model, not a curated record